AAAUCUUCGUUCGACUACUCUUCAAAAUCGUCAUGAUCGUUUAGAAAAACAAAUUCGUCGUAUGCUUAUUCCUCAACUUAUUAUUUUAGCUAUAUUUGGAAUACCAUUUGGUAUUGAUUGUAUUUAUCAAGAUAUAACUAGUAAAGUACAGAAAGAUGUUCUUCGAAAAGCUAUUGAACGUUUAUUUGCUCAAAUUACUCGUCUAGUUUAUCAUGUUAUUUUUACAGAAAUAAUUGCAAGACAAGAUAAUAUCAACAAUAUUCUUCAAGCAGGAUAA
This is a messenger RNA of Rotaria sordida, 277 nucleotides long. The record is from the annotation of a GenBank genome assembly. NCBI's taxonomy places the organism in Eukaryota, Metazoa, Rotifera, Eurotatoria, Philodinida, Philodinidae.